CUCAGAGGUGUGUAGCGUUAAUCUCGUUAAUCAUUGAGGGAAAAAGUCAAAAACCAACAAAAAUACAGCAAAAAGUCGAUUCUGAAAGUGUAGAGAGAGAGAGAGAGAGAGAGAGGAGAGAGAGAGGGCUUCUCUGCCGUCUGCAGUGGAUACAUUAAUUUAUCAGUGGCGGUUGUUAAGCCCAGACAACCAUGAGCGGGAAUAACGCAAUCUCCAUUUGAAAAACAAAGCCCCAAAGUUAGGGUGAGAGAGAGAAAGAAAAAACAUAUAUAUAUAUAUAUAUAUAUACAGAGAGAGAGAGAGAGAGAGAGAUUUUAGUCUAUAGAGUCUAGACAUUCAGACUUUUCUCUGUUGUCAAAUUUUGAAUACAAAUUGGUGGAAGAAAUAUCUUAAUGUCAGUCCCAACAGAUUGGACAGUUCUCUAUUCUUCUAUAUCGUCUACGUUGUUGCUGUCAUUCCACAGAAACCAAUUGAAGGAUUGAUGGGUGAAAUUGAAGAUGAAGUGUCUGUGAAGAGAUACUGAUUGUUCCUUCUCUGGAGUUCAAGAUGGACAGAAGGAGUUGGCUGUGGCGGAGAAAGUCUUCCGAGAAGAGUCCCGGUGAAGCUGAAAGUUCAGGAUCAAUGUCAUCUCAUUCUGAUAGAUUCUCUGAUGAUCAAGCAUAUUCAAGCCAUCUUACUCAAUCACCAGAAGUCACAUCUAAAGGUGCUACAAGUGAUGGAGAAGUUAAUGAUAGUGUGAAGACUCUAAAAGAUAAACUGUCAGCAGCUCUUCUUACAAUUAGUGCCAAGGAAGACUUGGUAAAGCAGCAUGCCAAAGUUGCAGAGGAAGCUGUCUCAGGAUGGGAAAAGGCUGAAAGGGAGGUGUUCACUUUAAAGCAACAACUUGAGGCUGCAACUCAGAGGAACUCUGCCCUUGAAGAUCGUGUUGGCCACCUUGAUGGAGCACUCAAGGAGUGUCUAAGACAGCUUCGACAAGCAAGAGAAGAGCAAGAGCAGAAGACCCGUGAAGCUGUUGCCGAGAAAACUCGUGAAUGGGAAUCUACGAAGUCUGAACUCGAGAGUCAUCUUGUGGAGCUUCAGUCCCAACUGCAGGUGUCUAGAACUGAAGCUUCCAUCUCUGUUGAUGCUAAUCUUAAUCCUAGACUUGAGGCUGCAGAGAAAGAGAACUCAGCCCUCAAGCUUGAGCUUCUUUCUAGAGCUGAGGAGCUACAACAUAGGACUAUUGAGAGGGACUUGAGCACCCUAGCCGCUGAAACAGCUAGCAAGCAACAUCUGGAGAGCAUAAAGAAGGUGGCUAAGCUUGAAGCUGAGUGCCGCAGGCUAAAAGCUGUUGCUCGCAAAGCAUCACCUGGUAAUGAUUACAGGUCUUUUACUGCUUCGUCAGUUUUUGUUGAAUCUUUCACAGAUAGCCAAUCAGAUAGUGGGGAGAGGCAACUGGUUGUUGUUGAAACCGACACCCGCAAGAUGGGUGGAAUGGAGCCAAAUGAGUGUGAGCCAAGCCAUUCUGAUUCAUGGGCAUCUGCUUUGAUAGCAGAGCUUGAUCAAUUUAAGAAUGAGAAAGCUCCUGGAAGAACACUUAUGGCCCCUUCAAUUGAGAUUAAUCUCAUGGAUGAUUUCCUCGAAAUGGAAAGGCUUGCAGCAUUACCUGAGACAGAAAGUGGAAGCUGUUGUGCUGAGUCAGGAGCUUCGUUAGAUCAAUCCAGUGGUGGGGUAGGGCCUUUAAAAGCUGAUCUUGAAGCCAUGAUCAAUCGGACAGCUGAACUGGAGGAGAAAUUGGAGAAGAUGGAAGUGGAGAAAGUGGAACUGGAUAUGGCUCUACAUGAGUGCCAGAAUCAGCUUAAUACAUCAAGGAAUCAAUUAAAGGAAGCAGAGAUGGAGUUGGUAGAGCUGCAAACUCAGUUAGCUACAGCAAAUGAAGCAAGGAGAGCAACUGCGGGAGAACUCGAGGCUAGUGAUUCAAAGAGAGAAGUGGCAGAGUCACGACUCAUAGUUGCAGAAGCUGAUAUAAAAGCAUUGCUUUUGAAAGUUGGUUCCUUGGACAAAGAAGUUCAAAGGGAAAGGGAUUUGUCAGGGAAAUCUGUCUCCAAGUGUCAGAAAUUGGAAGAGGAGAUCUUGAGAAUGAAACGUGAAGUUGAGCUCCGAAAUGCAGCAAGUUCUAGUGAAAUGUUGAAAAUAAAGCAGGACGAUGAGUUAGCGGUGGCAGCCAGUAAAUUUGCAGAGUGCCAGAAAACUAUUGCAGCUCUUGGCCAACAGUUGAAAGCUCUUGCAACACUAGAAGACUUCCUAAGCGACUCAGAUAAGUCGUCGGAGCUCCCUAUUGAAGGAUCGCAGUUUCCUGAAGAUGGUGCAGAAUCACAGAAAUUGGAUUCUAGUGACUUGUACACGUUACAAAGAGAUGUUGAAGCUUCAAAGCUAAUUAAUGGUAAUUCAGGUCCUUUAAAAAAUAGUAGAGACGGAGAUUCAUUGUUUUUAGGGAGCCCGGCCAUCAUCACUUCUGAAAAGAAUCAAAAUGGGUGUAGGGAGUUUCUCCCUAGGAUUAAGAGCGGGAGUUGAAAUGAAAACAGUGAGAAUAGAAAAAGUGAAAUGGAAAAUAUGUUUCGGGCUUGCAAUUGUGAAGCAUGUAGUGUACUUUUUGUUAGCAAGGCACAGAAAAUAUUUGUGAAUUAGCAGUUGUAUUUAAACAUAUGGUGUCUCUUUGGGAACUCAGAUAGGAGAAAGAAGAAAAAAUGAUUUAUAAACCUAAAAAAUGAAAUUGUAUUCUUCUGUUUAUAUUUUAAAUUACUCAGCUGUGUUUCUGCUUUUA
Messenger RNA from Cornus florida, 2803 nucleotides. Its product is annotated as filament-like plant protein. The transcript has 5 exons. The record is from RefSeq and is a predicted model, not a curated record. Bases 547 to 2553 code for a protein of 668 amino acids. NCBI's taxonomy places the organism in Eukaryota, Viridiplantae, Streptophyta, Magnoliopsida, Cornales, Cornaceae.